CCGCCGAGAGGAUCCUCCUUGGGCUUGGGAAUAUGUCGGCCGGCUCCGUCGCGGAGCACAGCGGCGUGGCGCAGCGGUGCCCCGGCACGGAGCGGUGGGGCGACUGGCCCAGUCCGGUCGGCCUCACCCUCGGCAUCCUCGCCGCGCUCGCCGGCCAGGUCGCCGUCAUAGUGUACCACUAUGCGCGGAUGCGCUGGAGCCGCGUGCGGCGGGUGCAGAGCGAGGCGCGGCCGUACGCGUUUGGCGAGGGGGUGGCGUCGCACCUCGCCAACCCGGGCGGCAUCCUCCUCAUGGUCUUCUACCUCUGCGCCUACUGGCUUCUCGACCUGAUGCCGUGCUCGUACUACUCGUUUGCUGGCGGCGUGCGGUGGUGGAUGGUCUUUGCGCAGAUCUGCUGCCAGGAUGGGCUGAUGUUCCUGCUGCACUACUUUGAGCACAAGGGCCCGCUCGGCCCCGCCUUCUACCAAAAGUCGCACAAGCCCCACCACCGCUUUGUGAACCCUCGGCUGUUUGAUGCGUUCGACGGCUCGGUCCCGGACACGUUCUGCAUGAUCCUGGUGCCGCUGGCGACGACGGCGCAGCUGCUGCACGCGAACGUGUGGGAGUACAUGCUCUUCGGCUCGCUCUGGUCCGCCUGGCUCUGCCUUAUUCACAGCGAGGUGCACCACCCCUGGGACCCGCUCUUCCGCCUGCUCGGCCUCGGCACCGCCGCCGACCACCACGUACACCACCGCACCUUCAUCUACAACUACGGCCACACGAUGAUGUGGUGGGACCGCCUUUUGGGCACGUACCGCCCACCCGACGCGGUGGGGGUCUUCAACAAGAGCGGCGAGGGCGAGCUGCUCGGAGGAACAGGAUUACGCCCCGCGCGAAAGGCACCCCCUUCCCUCCCCCCCUUCCCGCUCGGCAAGCCGGACAGGCUGGCCGAGGCGGCCGUCUACGCCGGCACGCGGGGCGAGGCGGGCAAGGCGGUGGUGGAGCACGCGGGUGCGGGAGCGGCGCCGAGGCGGAGGGAGCGGGUUGAGCCGGGCGCGCGCGCGCACGAGGACUAGGCGACGGACACGCGUCUUGUCUGUCGCUGCACUACUCUGCAGGCGAGCUGACUGUGCGGCUGCAGAGAGUCGUUUUCCGCGGGGUGGCGCGGAGACGUUUUGCUUAACUGUGCGAGCAGCCCGGCCGGUUGCGCCGUUGUCGUUUUCCGCCGCACCCCCCCCCGGCCACAAUCUCAAUCAGUAACAACACAACCAUGACAUGUACAACAUGUAGCGACUAGCGUCUACCAUAGGUGUAGAGAGGGGGGCUUGAUAUGGUGGUAUGUGGUAACACUCGAGGCGUAUACACGCUUUUAAUAUUUAC
This is a messenger RNA of Emiliania huxleyi CCMP1516, 1359 nucleotides long. RefSeq lists its product as hypothetical. Gene Ontology annotation, biological process: lipid biosynthetic process. Lineage: Eukaryota; Haptophyta; Isochrysidales; Noelaerhabdaceae. The coding region runs from base 33 to 1055 and encodes 340 amino acids. The transcript has 3 exons. The record is from RefSeq and is a predicted model, not a curated record. Gene Ontology annotation, molecular function: iron ion binding; oxidoreductase activity.